AUGAAUGCAUCAUCUGGCAAUGUGACUGUAGUCUUACAGUAUCGAGACUCAUUUGCUAAAGCUGUGACCAAGAAUUUGAUUGUCGUGUUCCUUGGCAUCUCCAUCAGCUACAUCAAUGUCAACCUCAUUCACACGUUCUGCAAACACCAGAUUUUCUACAAGAAUCCCAGAUAUGUCCUCUUUAUUCACCUGGUGAUCAAUGACAUGGUCCAAGUGAUGCUGACUGCCAUCCUGUUCAUCAUCAGCUACACCAUCUACAAACUCAAUGUCUCCGUCUGCUCCAUCUUUACGUUGCUCGCUCUCUUCACCACUGAAAAUUCCCCUCUGAACCUGGCUUGCAUGGCAGUGGAGUGCUACAUAGCCAUCUGUUUCCCCUUGCGUCAUGUUCAGAUUUGCACUGUCCAAAGAACUUUAAUCUUGAUCAGUUUAAUUUGGAUGAGCACAACAUUGUCUGUCCUUCCUGAUCUAUUCAUCACCUUGGCCACAGAACCCCUGGAUUUUUUUCAUUCUCGUGUGUUUUGUCUCAGAAACAUUGUCUUUCCACAUCCCCUCAUCAUCCAGAAGAGGGAUAUCACAUAUGGAGUGUUUCUAGUUAUAGUUUGGGUUACUAUCAUUUACACAUACCUAAAGAUCCUAUUCACUGCCAAAACAGCAAGCAAAGAUGCCAAGAAAGCCAAAAACACAAUCCUCCUGCACGGGUUUCAGCUGCUGCUGUGCAUGGCAACAUAUGCAGCUCCCCACCUAACAAAUGCUCUGCAGAAAUGGUUUCCUACGAAUUACACUGAUUCCCUCUUCGUGAUCUAUGUUACAGUUCAAAUACUGCCACGAUCCAUCAGCCCCAUAAUCUACGGCAUUCGUGACAAGACUUUUAGGAAGUUCUUGAAAGGGAAUCUGUUGUGUAAAAUCACCGUACAUAAAUCAGACAAUCAAAAUAAUGGUGCUGAAACCCAGGAUGGGGAACUGGGCCACCAAAGGGAGGCGGGGGUGAAAAUGGUGGCCCAAAUGGUUCCCGUACCAGGUGAGCCUGCUCAGCUGGAGGGCAAGGGGUGCGACAGCCCCACUAAGCCUGAGUCCGCCGUUCUGGCCAGACCGGCCUCACCUCCACCAGAAGCCGGCGCACCAAUUGAUCAUGCGUGCUGGACGUCAGCCCAACGUGCUGUUUCCGCCUGCCACUUGCCCAACCUCCAGACCAGCUUCUCUGACGCCGCUGGAUCCACGGACAGCCACCUGAACGCACACCUCCCAGUCACCGUGCCAGGUGCCAGUGGGGCCAACGGUCCGGGCUGA
Molecule: messenger RNA, 1287 nt
Organism: Neolamprologus brichardi
Lineage: Eukaryota; Metazoa; Chordata; Actinopteri; Cichliformes; Cichlidae
Product: odorant receptor 131-2-like
Biological process (GO): G protein-coupled receptor signaling pathway; detection of chemical stimulus involved in sensory perception of smell
Cellular component (GO): membrane
Molecular function (GO): G protein-coupled receptor activity; odorant binding; olfactory receptor activity
Source: RefSeq, a predicted model, not a curated record